GAUCCCAUAUUUCAAGAUAGAGAAAUCGUGCAAUUUGAACUUUCUACUGAUAUUGCAGAUUCAAAUAUUAAAGGUGAUACUAAUAUGGACUUUGACCCUGAGGAUCUUGUUGAUACUGUUUUAAGCGUUAAAUUAGCAUUAGAAAUUAAAUAA
Messenger RNA from Racocetra persica, 153 nucleotides. NCBI's taxonomy places the organism in Eukaryota, Fungi, Glomeromycota, Glomeromycetes, Diversisporales, Gigasporaceae. The record is from the annotation of a GenBank genome assembly.